This is a messenger RNA of Ahaetulla prasina, 6190 nucleotides long. RefSeq names its product cryptochrome circadian regulator 1 (gene CRY1). The record is from RefSeq and is a predicted model, not a curated record. Gene Ontology annotation, biological process: circadian regulation of gene expression; entrainment of circadian clock by photoperiod; negative regulation of DNA-templated transcription. The transcript is spliced from 13 exons. Bases 547 to 2427 code for a protein of 626 amino acids. Lineage: Eukaryota; Metazoa; Chordata; Lepidosauria; Squamata; Colubridae. Gene Ontology annotation, cellular component: cytoplasm; nucleus. Gene Ontology annotation, molecular function: FAD binding; DNA binding.
AGUCACAGGGCAAGCGGCGAGUAGAGAGAGUCAGCACAGGGCGUUCGGCUGGCGAGGCGAGGCAGCGCUUUGACGGGGUGGUGGUGCUGAAAAGCGAGAAGGAAGAAGAAGAAGCCUCGCGACCAAGCCGCUCCGUCUCUCUCUCUCUCUCUCUCUCUCUCUUUCAUUGCCGCCGCGUUUACGGGACGCUGUGGGGCUCCUUCCCCAGCUGUGAGUGGGCGUGCGAGGCUGAGGGAAAAGGGGGUGAUGCGUUUCCCGCUGGCGGCCAUCUCCUCCGAAGCUGCCGCUUCCACGGCCGCAGCCGCUGCCUCCACCGGGGCUUAAGAGAGACGCGCUCGAGCGGAAUCUUCCACCCUCGCCUCCCUGACCGGAGAGCGGGUCUUUUAAGGAGCGGGACCUAGCCCGACAUGAGCCGCGAAGCCGACUUCGCUCGUUCCUGAACCACCCGGAGACGCUCUUCCACCUGACGAGCCGACCCCACCCCACCCCACCCCACCGGCUGCUACCCAUCCACCCACCCCCGGCGAAUCCGUCCGACUGUCGGAGAUGGGGGUGAACUCGGUGCACUGGUUCCGCAAGGGGCUUCGACUCCACGACAACCCAGCGCUGAGGGAAGUCAUCGAGGGGGCCGACACGGUGCGCUGCGUCUACAUCCUGGACCCCUGGUUUGCGGGAUCCUCCAACGUGGGAAUCAACCGGUGGAGAUUUCUUCUUCAGUGUCUUGAGGACUUGGAUGCCAACUUACGAAAACUAAACUCUCGUUUAUUUGUGAUUAGAGGACAGCCUGCAGAUGUAUUUCCUAGGCUUUUCAAGGAAUGGAAUAUUUCAAAACUUUCUAUUGAAUAUGACUCUGAACCAUUUGGAAAGGAGAGAGAUGCAGCAAUUAAGAAAUUGGCCACUGAAGCAGGAUUGGAAGUCAUUGUACGGAUAUCACAUACCUUAUAUGACUUAGACAAAAUUAUAGAAUUAAAUGGAGGCCAGCCACCUCUUACUUAUAAGAGAUUCCAAACUCUAAUAAGUAGAAUGGAACCAUUGGAGAUGCCUGUGGAAACUAUCACUGCAGAAGUCAUGUCAAAAUGUUCCACCCCAGUUUCUGACGAUCAUGAUGAGAAAUACGGUGUUCCAUCACUUGAAGAAUUAGGUUUUGAUACAGAUGGAUUGCCUUCCGCUGUUUGGCCAGGAGGAGAAACAGAAGCACUCACAAGAUUGGAAAGACAUUUGGAAAGAAAGGCUUGGGUUGCAAACUUUGAACGACCUCGAAUGAAUGCAAAUUCCCUUCUUGCAAGUCCAACAGGACUUAGUCCUUAUCUGCGUUUUGGCUGUUUAUCUUGCCGUCUAUUUUACUUCAAAUUAACAGAUUUGUACAAAAAGGUGAAGAAGAACAGCUCUCCUCCUCUUUCCCUCUAUGGCCAAUUGUUGUGGCGUGAAUUCUUUUACACAGCAGCAACUAAUAAUCCACGAUUUGAUAAAAUGGAAGGCAAUCCCAUAUGUGUGCAGAUUCCUUGGGACAAAAAUCCGGAGGCUUUGGCCAAGUGGGCAGAGGGUCGGACAGGGUUCCCUUGGAUUGAUGCGAUUAUGACCCAGCUGCGUCAGGAAGGCUGGAUUCACCAUCUUGCCAGACAUGCUGUGGCUUGCUUCUUAACGCGAGGUGAUCUGUGGAUAAGCUGGGAGGAAGGAAUGAAGGUAUUUGAAGAAUUGCUUCUUGAUGCAGACUGGAGUGUGAAUGCAGGCAGUUGGAUGUGGCUGUCUUGUAGCUCAUUUUUCCAGCAAUUUUUCCACUGUUACUGUCCUGUGGGUUUUGGCAGGAGAACUGAUCCUAACGGGGACUACAUCAGACGGUAUCUACCUAUACUCAGAGGUUUUCCUGCGAAGUAUAUAUAUGAUCCUUGGAAUGCCCCUGAGGGAGUCCAGAAAGCUGCAAAAUGUAUAAUAGGAGUAAAUUACCCCAAGCCAAUGGUAAAUCAUGCUGAGGCGAGUCGAUUGAAUAUUGAAAGGAUGAAACAAAUCUACCAACAAUUAUCCCGAUACAGAGGAUUGGGCCUCCUUGCUUCAGUGCCUUCUAAUGGAAAUGGAAACGGAAAUGGAAACGGAAAUGGUGGCCUAAUGGGAUAUUCUUCAAGUGAAAAUCUCCCUGGUUGUGUUGGUACGAGUGGCACUCAAAUGGGAACCAGUGAAGGACAUACAGGGAAUGUUCAAUCAUGUACCCAUGGAGAAACUCACAAAGGAACAAGUGGAAUUCACCAGCAAGGUUAUGCUCAAGGAAACAGCAGAAUUUUACAUUAUGCUCAUGGGGACAGUAAAAAAACACACUUAGUGCAACAAGGAAGAACAUCACUUAACAUUGGAGUGUGCACUGGGAAGCGGCCAAAUCCAGAAGAAGGAAUUCAAAGUAUUGGUUCAAAAGUCCAGCGACAGAGCAGUAAUUAAUGGAGUAAAACUGAGUUGUGAAGAAAAUGAUAAACUACAUUCUAGUCUCACAAAGAGGAAACUAAGCAUGCCUGCUGCAUAUUUUGGGAGCAUAACUUUCUUGGAAGAAGUGGACCAAACACCAUUGCAUCUAAAAUCCUAUUUGGCGGUGGCCAAGAACUCCCUGUCAUUAAUUUCAUACUUUGAGCAGUCAUAAUCUUAUCCUGAGUGUGACUUGUAUUGUCAUUUAACUACACCUAGUUUCUAUUUUUCCAUUAAAUUGUGAAUUAAUGUGGUUUUAUUACUUUGAAUUUGCUGAGAGAUAAAAAUAUUCACUUGAAACCUAGUCAUUUGUGUAUCAUCUUGGGUAAUGGGCAGUAUUUAUUUUUUCUUGAAAUUAUUUGUUAAUUUUUAUGCAUCCCAAUUUAUUUUUAUAGUGGGAAGUUUAAAAAAGAAAUUUCAUCUAUUGCCAUUUUCUACAGAUGACACUUUUCCCUAAGCAGUUUAAUAUUUUUCCAUUUUAUAUUCAUUUUUCCCCUUUUUCUUAAGAUAGGCUAUCUAGAUGCAUUCAGGCUAAUGUAUACAUAGCACAUGGAUUUUUAUCCAUGUAACUUGGAAUAUUUUUCUCUUAGGACUUUUAAAUUCUUGUAUUCCUUCUUAUAUGCAUCAGUAGCAUACUUACCAAUCGGUUUAUAAUAAUUAGCCAUGCAUAUUCCCAUGCAUAUUUUGCUCAGAAAAAGGUUAGGCUACUUUCUUGCAGCUCAGGAAGGCAUGUGAUUCCUAAAGCGUUUUGAAUUAGCAUCUUAGAAAAGAUAAAAUAACUUAGAUCAGGGGUGUCAAACUCAAGGCUGUGCUUAGAUCUGGCCCCUGGGGCCAACCUGGAAACAGCAAAGGACUGGCCUAAGGUGCUUCUGCCUGCUCACUGGCAAAAGGUUGCAGGAGGCCAUCACAAAUGGGAGCCCAUUUUCUCUGGCAGAGAGCUCGGGCCACCACAGGCACCCCUGACACGAGUGAUGUUGAGAUGGCCACACAUACCCCACACUUCUCCCGAGGUCAAACACAACCCUUAGUGUCAAACUCAAUUAAAUCGAGUUUGACACUCCUGACUUAGAUUAUUGAAGACCUUCAUCUUUAUGUUUUGGAUAAAUGUCAAGGAAAAAUAAUGAAAUAUUUAUUGUUGAGGGUUUUUUUUACACCUCGCAAUAAUGGAGCAACCUAUUUUCUAGGUCCUCAGCAUGGUGCAGGUGUACCUUGAUGCCCACCAAGCAUACUACCUAAUUAAUAAAAAAAAUUAAGGGGGGGGAAGUUAGCAUGUUACAGAAGAACACCUUCAAGCAUAAUUUCUGCCUGUGCUUGAUAUACAAAGGCAUUCUUCACCAAUAAAAUAACAGAUGGCUACAAUGCAUUGCUUUGUUACUUUUUGGUAUAUGGAUAUCUUCUGAUUACCAUACUACGAUUGUAACUAAUUGGUCAGAAUGCCUGCGAAUGCUGACCAGGCAGGCAUUCCCUCUACCUUAUAAAAUGUCACUGCCUUUGCAGCAAGAAGGCUGGGCUGAGAGAAGAGAGGAUCUGAAAAUAGAUUCUGACAAUUCUGGACUUUUCCUCCAUCCCUUGCUGAAGCCUACAAGCCCCUUUUCCAGCUUCACCUGUACCAUGAACUGCAGACUGCAUGCUGUAGUUAUUGGAAGCCUGCCUCCCUACCCUUGUUCCAGUUCUGCAGCUACCCCAAAGAGCAAUUCCCCUAUAGCCCCCACCUUCCCCUGGGGAACUGCCGCUGACUCGCCUGACUAGCUCAGGUACAGAGAGUGCUGUGCGUUGCUGUCCUGCUUCCUCCUCUCCAGCUGGGCCUGACCAGCAAAUGAUGCUCCACCAUCCUGCCGCCCUCACUGCACACAUCCAGGGCUAUACCCUUGCCUUGUGCCUGGGUCUUGGCCGCCAGGGAAAGGAAGGAGACAGCAAAGGUCAGCUCUGAGCAGAGGGCUGUUGGGGGGAUACCAGGGAUAUGUGAUAGAAUGCAGAGCGCCCAAAAGGGCAUAGAUGGGAGGAGAUAGGUGAGUGAGGCAGUUGAAGUGCUCUUGCGUUUGAGUGCAAGUGAAUCUAAACGAUGGUGUGACUCGGGGAGGGGGUCACUGCAAAAGCCAUACUUUCAGGUACAGGUCAUCUCCCUUUGUUCAGUGCUGUCAUAACUUUGAACUGUCACUAAAUGAAUUGUAAGCGGAGGAUUACCUGUAAUGUACCAUGAACCAAGUAUUGGUGAUUUAAUAUGUCAUCAGAGGUCACUGAUCAUUGCUUCUUCAAAUUCAGGUUCUCUCGUUUACUCCCUGUGAUCCAGUCAAUAGCAUCCACUUGUCCAUUGCUAUUUCUGGUUUUCUGCCUUUACUCUGGAUGUGCUUAAUCUUUGAUUUCCGUAUUUGAAAUACAUUAGUGUAUUUACAUUUUGAAGCCAAAAAGGUUAAUCUUUUGGUUGCUGCAAACAUAUAGAUCUUAAAAGUUUAGUUAUGGAAAUUACUUUGAUUCAGCAUUGCAUGAAACCAGUAAAUUUUAAGUUGAAAGUUCAAGUAAUUCGUUUUGUUCUGAGACCUUUUUUAAAACAGAUUUUUUCCUAUUUAUAACUGAUAAGUUUAUCACCAAAUUUUUCCUGUGCUCUACUUUCAUAGCAAAUAUUCAGUUGCAAUCUUAUUCACACUUACAUAUAUGUAAAUACAUUUAAACUCAUGGGAUUAUGUAUAGAUGUACAUAGAACAAUGAUAUUUUUUAACUCACGUGAUUGUGUAUGGGCUCCUUUUCAUUGUUGCCUUUGUUUCUAUUUAACAUUUUGUUGAUACAUGUUAACUGCUUACUGAAAUCCCUGUAUCUAUUUCCUAUGCCUGUUUUCUGCUUUUUUUUGUCUUCCACUUCCCCCUUUCUCCCAGCCAUUUUUGGAUUUCUCAUUGUUAAAGACACUAUGUUUUAAGAGUCGUAUAGCACCUUACAAGCCACUUUUACCAUCUGCCAGUCAGGUAUUCGAAAGAGAGGUUGUAUUUUUAGUUAAAAGUAUAUAAUUAAAAAUACACUAUGCUAACUACUAGAUAAUCUUUCAGACUCAACAAGCAUAGCAAUGAGUUUCAGUACUAAUUAGCAAAAUAUAUUAAAAAGUUUCUUAAAUUAUUUUCUAAUUGAUUUAUUUUUGUCUUACAAUAUUGCUGAAAGGGAAGGAUCCGCAUCCUAAGUUUCAGUUUUUGUGAGAGUGCUUGUAUUAAAAUAUGCAUUUUCAUACAUUUAUUUUCACACAAUCUGAAUGGAUCUAAACUAGUAUUUUUGGACUGUAUGGUUUCUAACCAACCUUUCUAUGGUUUUAAAAAUUUUGAACGAUGUUCACCAAGGGAAAAUAAUAGAUUUGUAAAUAAAACAGUUGAUAAUUAGUUUAGUUGCAGUGUAAAUACAAGCAUUCAUGAUUAGUGAUAUCCAUCUAUUUUUGAUAUUUCAUGUAUGGCUUUCAUAGAUUCCAUGGCUGGAUAGAAAAUAGAACAUGUCUGAACUACAAUGUUGGUCCUCUACAUUUUUAAAAAAAAACUUGGAACAGAAUUUUUGACUACUUCAUGCUCCAGGUUCUCGCUUUUCAAAUGUUUUAUUUUCCAGUGUGUAAAAUAUAGUAAAGAUUUUACUUUUUGAAAACCAUCUGUAUAUAAAACUCUUUAUGCCAAUAUUUUUGUUAAAGUACAAAAUUGUCAUUCAUCCUUGUGUUCCCCACUGUCUUUGUAAAAUCAGUGAGGAUGCUCUGGUUAAUAAAAAAUGUAUAUAUACA